Messenger RNA from Spodoptera litura, 1659 nucleotides. Its product is annotated as WD repeat-containing protein 13. The record is from RefSeq and is a predicted model, not a curated record. Gene Ontology annotation, molecular function: promoter-specific chromatin binding; protein binding. NCBI's taxonomy places the organism in Eukaryota, Metazoa, Arthropoda, Insecta, Lepidoptera, Noctuidae. Gene Ontology annotation, cellular component: nucleus.
AAUAUUAACUAUAAUUUCCAAUAUAACUUAAAUCGGACAUUACACGUCAAUUACCGUAACUGGCUCUGUAAAUGCACAUCACACAGCUGUUUGCUGUCAAACUAAUGUCAAAUGGUGUUGUGUUGACAAAUGCCAAAAAUAUUCGCAAGAAUGUUAUUGUUUCUGGUGAAUUAUUAACGAAAAAUUAUAUAAAUAUUGUAGACUAGUGAUUAAUUUGAGAUUUAGUAGGUGUAUAGUGAAUGAUGUGUACAUAAAUUUGAUUUAACAAUGGCUGCCGCGUUCCAACAACAGAUAUUUGCGCUGGAUGCACGGUUCAAUGCGUACAGAGCUCCAAAUAAUCCUAAUUUCAAAACCCUGUACAUUCGUCGACGAAGCCAACUGUUGAGAGAAAACGCAAAAUUUAAGGAUAUAGAAACGAUAAAGAAGUACAUAAAUGUAAGGAGUCAGCUGCUGCAGCGUCGGUAUGGAGUACAGGAUAACAUCUCCAUCAGCUCAUCAUCUUCACGCCCACGGUCUAGCAGCAAGGCAAGUAUUUUGGUGGAAGAGAGUCCAUCCAACUCCAACUCAAAGCGGAAGAAUGACAUGACAAUAUCAGAGAACUAUGCAUUCUCUGGAGUACAUCAUAUAUUUGAUCAGCACACAGAACAAGUAAGCGUAGUAAAGUUUGCGAACAACGACCGCUCCAAGUUGUGCUGCGGAUCGGACGAUGGGACUGUGUCCAUCUGUGACGUCACUGCUACGCCGCCUCGAGUGUCCUUCAUACUGGAUGGACACACCAAACCUGUAACUGGCUGCGACUGGUCAGCGUCCAACGAGUUGCUGGUGACAUGCGCAUUGGACGGAGCUCUCAGCUUAUGGGAGGUAUCAGCUCGCAGGCGACUUCGUGCCGUACCCGACCAGCUGGGAGCCCCACUGCUGUGCUGUGUGUUCCAACCAGCUAACAAUAACAUGGUUAUUGCUGGCAAUGCAAGAGGAAUGGUGGAGGUACUGAAUAUAUCAACUGGAAUAUAUCCCAGAGGUGGCAGCAGUAUCCUAGGCGGGCGAGUGCUCUCCAUCGCUUGCGAGUCCAGCGGCAGAAUGUUCUGGGCCGCCAACGACAAAGGUGUGAUAGUGAGCUACCGCAUGGACAGCGCGGGCGGCGGGCUGAGCAAGCUGCGGCGCUGCAUAGUGGGCGGCGCCGUCACCUGCCUCAGCUGGAGCCCCUGGCUUGCACGCCAUCCCGCGCUGCUUGUCAGCGCUGCCGAUAACUCGCUUUAUCUCUUUAGGAUAAUUGACCGCGAAGGCAACCUGCAGUUAAAGAAACGUUUCGAAGUGCUCCACACACAGCACAGCGUGAAGUCUACAUUCUGUCCUAUAAUGUCGUUCCGGCGCGGCGUGUGCGUCGUCAGCGGCAGCGAGGACUCCUGCGUCUACUUCCUCGACAUCGAGGGACAUGCGGAGCAUCCUGUCGUUAAUAAACUGCAAGGUCACGCGUCCCCCGUGAUUGGAGUCAGCUUCAGUUAUGACGAGAGCUUGCUGGCGACAAGCGACGUCACGGGGCUCGUCAUCAUAUGGAGGAGGAGUUGACCUCACUAGUCUGUAUGACAACAACAGAUCUGAUAAUAUAGAACUAUGUAAGUAUUGUAAACAUUCCUGUACAAAUAAAAGUCUUAUAAUUGA